Messenger RNA from Hibiscus syriacus, 1773 nucleotides. RefSeq names its product serine/threonine-protein kinase-like protein At3g51990. The transcript has a single exon. The record is from RefSeq and is a predicted model, not a curated record. Lineage: Eukaryota; Viridiplantae; Streptophyta; Magnoliopsida; Malvales; Malvaceae. Gene Ontology annotation, cellular component: plasma membrane. Gene Ontology annotation, biological process: protein phosphorylation. The coding region runs from base 158 to 1549 and encodes 463 amino acids. Gene Ontology annotation, molecular function: ATP binding; protein kinase activity.
GCCCUUCAAGCCUUCCCAGAUCUGUUCAUGAAAUGAUUAAAGUCUCGAGUCUUGAGGUUUGAGGUAAUUACUUGCGAAAUCUGUCAAAAUUUUGAUUUCCAGCUUCGCAAGAAAUCGCUUCAAGAAUCGAGAGUCGGAAAAAAAUACAUUUUUUUUGAUGGGGUACCUUUCUUGCAAAGCAGAAUCUGCAGUCUCUGUAAUCUCGGCCUCCAAAACCACCCAGAAUUCAUCUUCGAAAGCCGACACAAACAAGCAUGAAAAACCCAUCAAGAUCCAACAGUUCGAUUACUGUGACCUUGAAGCCGCCACCAAUGGAUUCUCCGACCGAAGACUUCUAGGCAAAGGUAGCCAUGGCGCCGUCUACAAGGCUGUUCUCAAGGGACGCCACGUUGCCAUCAAGAGACCGUCUUCGAGGAACCAAGAAACCGGUCACGAAACCGAUAACGAGAUCGAAAUCUUGUCGAAGAUUCGGAGUCCCAGAUUGGUUAAUCUCCUUGGCUUCUCUAAUGACGCUAGAGAUCGAUUAUUGGUUGUCGAGUUCAUGAGUAACGGCACAUUAUAUGAUGUUCUUCACUACAAUUCUUCAAGGCCUUUGAAUUGGGGUCGAAGAAUUCGAUUGGCUUUGCAAGUUGCCAAAGCCUUAGAGACGCUGCACUCACAAAAGCCUCCGAUCAUCCAUAGAGAUGUUAAAUCUGCAAACGUGUUAAUCGAUGGCAAUUUCAAUGCAAAGUUGGGUGAUUUCGGGUUGGCACUCAGGUGUGUUGUCGAUGAUUAUAAGCUUAGAUCAACACCACCAGCUGGUACUAUGGGGUAUAUUGAUCCAUGUUAUGUGACACCUGAUAAUUUGAGUACAAAAACUGAUGUUUUCAGCUUUGGGAUCUUGUUGUUAGAGAUUAUAAGUGGUAGAAAAGCUAUCGAUGUUGCGCAUUCGCCGCCUUCCAUCAAUGACUGGGCGAUUCCUCUUGUGAAGAAAGGGAAUAUUGUUGCUGUUUAUGAUCGGAGGAUUUCACCUCCCAAGGAUCCUAUAGUUAGGAAGCAGUUGGCCGUCAUUGCGGCUAAAUGUGUGAGAUCCUAUAGGGAGCGUCGGCCGACGAUGAACGAGGUGGUUGGUUGGUUAACCGGGAUAAGCAAGUUGGUUCCUUUGCAUACAUGGAAUGGUUUCAACAAUCCUUGUAUGAUGGUGGAAACUAUGGGGCGUCCGGUUGAAUCUAGAAACGUUAAAGAGAGUUCGGAUGCAGUCGACGGUACAUACGCCGCCAAGGACUCUCGCAGAGUCUAUUCCGAUUUAGGGUUUAGGAGCAACUUGAUGGAACUUAUGGGCAUCACUAGUAUUGAUGAGGCUGAGGCUGAUGCAUCCUGUACUCAUAGGUUCGAUAACAAAAGAUAUGGUAACCAACCGAGAGGUCAACAUAAGAACAUCGGAAACGAGAAUUCCGUUUUCGGUUUGAGGAGGAAUCAUUCAGCCGGGGAAGGUCGUGAGCCCUUUUCGGGGGAAGGCGAUGUGUUCUCUCGAUCAUGCUCCACUUCUCAGGCUGUAGGUGACAUUUAGUUCAUUAUGAAAAAUGUUUUACAUAUAUGAUUGGCAAUGGAGAGUAAAACGCGACACUGUAUGUGAGGUUUGUUUUGAUGAUUUCAACCGGUCCACAAUUUCAAGGUUGUUUAAAAUUAUUAAUACGUUGGUGUUCAUUUUUCAAUGCAAAUGCUUGAUUCGGACAAUGCUAGUGUCCAUUUUAUAGGUUUUUAAUCCAAGGCAUAUAUUCAUUCAUACACGAG